CUUGGGUUGAUUGAUAUUGGUCUACCGAUUUUUUCACUUAAAACUUCUUCAGCAAUUGCGAUAACAUCGAUAAACGACAACAACACCUACAGAAUUCUCGUAUUGUUUGCCGUCAGCUCUUUCGCCCGGCGGUGUUCAUGUCGAGUCUGACCGGCCGCSGACAUUAACGUCGCCUCCGCCGCUGUGACAAGUCGAACGCGUCCCAACAGUGCUCAAAUCCCGGGGAACAGCAACCACCGGACCACAGCGGCGGCAUUGGACAGGGGACACCUCAGGRGAGAGACGGGACCGAUCGUACGGACAACGAAAUCCACGAAACACGCCACUCAGGACCACCAAAAACUAUGGAAAAGGGCGACAAGAAAAAUAACGACUGUUACUUUUAUUACUAUUCCACUUGCAUGAAGGGAGACAAAUGUCCAUUUCGCCAUGAACCUCAAGCAUUAGGAUGUGAAAUGGUGUGUAGUUUUUGGCAAAGCGGAAAGUGUGAAAAUGAUCAUUGUACAUUACGCCAUAUGGAAUUAAAGAAAAACCGUAAAGCAAUACCAUGUUAUUGGGAAAAACAACCCACUGGAUGUCGCAAGCCAUAUUGUGCAUUUCUGCAUACCAAAACUCGUGAUCCAUCUCAAGAUGCAGGGGCUAUUGCAAUGGCAGCUAAUACCAUGGCUAUUGAAAAUAGCUUUCGCAUAAAUCCAAUGGCUGGUGUUGCACUUACUGCUGGUCCUGAAGCUGCAUUGCGACAACGUUAUGACCAGCCAUUACGAAUGAAUUGACAACCAAUGAACGCGAGUACGGCAUCUACUGUUUAUGGCAGUUCUGUCGUCACACUGCCAUAUGUAUUCAAUAAUAAUCAAUCCACUGCUGCCAUGUUUCUUGAUCAUUGCAACUUUAAUGCGUUUAUGUAAAAUUCAAUAUUGGUAUUGAAAACCUAUUUUCAGUACCUAUUGAAGAAUAAAAAAAAAACUGUUUUCCUAGAAAAUUUUCAUAUUCUUGGUUAGGCAGAACUGUUUCAUUAAACAAAUGCAAUAUUCAACAACUUAAGGCCGAAGCUUAUUUAUUUAUUUAUUUAUUUAAUUAUCUUUGUUUUUCUAUUUGAAUAUUUUAUUUUUAUUUUUAACUAUUGU
Molecule: messenger RNA, 1124 nt
Organism: Diuraphis noxia (Russian wheat aphid)
Lineage: Eukaryota; Metazoa; Arthropoda; Insecta; Hemiptera; Aphididae
Product: zinc finger CCCH domain-containing protein 11A-like
Molecular function (GO): metal ion binding
Source: RefSeq, a predicted model, not a curated record